AUGCCUGAAAUAUCUCUAAUCGUUCCGAUAGAAACCAUUCACUUCAAUGAUUCCUAUAUGAACUUCAAGUAUCAAUUCAACGAGUUUCCAACUUUUUUGGCAAUAAUUCCGUGGCUUUAUAUGAUUCCGACAUUUCUUGUGAUCUAUAAAAUAUUUUUAAUCUAUUCAAAAACCAAUUGGGAACAACUGGAACCGGGCAAAAAUAAACAUGUAUUUUUAACUCUUUCUUUAUCACUCAUAUUUAGUUAUUUAUUUUUCUUCUUUGAUUAUUUAAAUAUUCGCUUUCCAGCAACUGGAUUAUUUACUUCUUUUUGUGCUAAUAUUGAACCUAAUCAUUGGCUAAAGCUUAUCAUAUUCUUCUCAUUUUACUUCAAUUAUUCUGCAAUGAUUUUUCCAUGCCUUUUGCCUAUUGUGCGUUUAAUUAUAUUAACAUUUCCAAAAGACCAUGAUAGAAUUAACACGAUCAUAAUGCGAGUAGCCAUACCAUUUGCCAUUGUUUAUCCAAUAUUUUCAACAUUCUUUUUAAUCCCAGCAAUUGGAACAUGUAAGCAAUUAGAAUAUCCAUACCCAUUUGGAGCAAUUUGGACUUAUUAUUCUGGUGCAAUCUUUGGGUUCCGAAAUUCCACAUUUUAUUUGGUGAAUACUGUUAUAUGGGUUACUUUAGCAACCAUCGCAAAUAUAAUGCUAUUUUUCAAAAUAACAAAAGCAAGGGAACGGCUGAUAACAGUUCAAACAAGUGGGAUAUCACAUCGAGCACAAGUUUCAAUUACAAGAACCACAAUAGCAAUGAUUGCAUUUUAUGUGACAAAUGGAAUGUUUAUUUUGAACUACUUUAUGUUCUAUGGUACAAGCUCAACAAUGGCAUAUAGCAUCGUUCUUCGACCAUUCGGAAAUGAUCUCCAAAUAUGUAUGAUCGCAUGGAUUCUAUUUCUGACUCAUCCAGUUUUUAAGAAAACAAUUGUUAACCCAGAAGCAUCUAUUGAACGAAUAGAGCCAAUAAGGGAAUUAUCAAACUGA
Caenorhabditis elegans is the source of this 1017-nucleotide messenger RNA. RefSeq names its product Serpentine Receptor, class U (gene sru-2). The record is from RefSeq and is marked reviewed. The transcript is spliced from 4 exons. NCBI's taxonomy places the organism in Eukaryota, Metazoa, Nematoda, Chromadorea, Rhabditida, Rhabditidae. Bases 1 to 1017 code for a protein of 338 amino acids.